CUUUUAGUUUGAUUAAAAAAAAAAAAAAAAAACCAAAACCUUUCUUCCUCUCUCUCACUCGUUGGAACCAAAGGAAGAAAUCAGAGUCAUCUCCUUCCUCUGACUUCUUUUGCAUUCUUCCUCUGAUUUUCGCAAGAAGAACAAUAGUGACCGCCGUCUCCUCUAUCUUCGAUUUUCGAAGGAAGUACAACAAUGGCUCCUACUCCUUGAUUCUGAUUUUCGAAGAACAAAAAAAAAAAAACAAAACCAAUCUUUUCCCUCUGAUUUCUGAAAGAAAUACACAAGAACAGCAUCAGAAACAACAAACACUAAAGAGCGUCUUCUUGCCUUCUCUUGAUUCGAAAAUCAGCAAUUGCUUUGUUCUUGGUCUCUAAUACCGCACAUUACUGGAGGUGACAUCAUCGAAGAACCCUUCUUGUGAUCGCAGAGAACCAGACUUAGCUUCUUGAAGCGUCAUUGUUUGAUUACAGAUCGAAACCGGUCGGGAACGAUGGGUUAGCGGUGUUGAAUAGCGUUCCAAGGAUGUAUAUUGAGCUGAGCACGUGGGAAUUUGUAGUUUUUAUUAGGUUUUUGGAUAAAUGUAUAUUAGUCUUGGUUGUGUUGGUUAUAUGGGAUUUGAAAUGAAUUGUAUGAUUACUCGUGUUUUAGUUAGAUGUUUGGUUUGAGAAUUAGCCGAGUUAGUUACGUUAAAGAGAUGGUGACCCCUUUGCUCAAGUUUUGAAAGUGUGAUUUCAGUUUCUCGGAAAACGAACUCAGUGAUGACCCUGUUUACUCAGUCAACGGUAAGUCAGGUUGUUACACAUUUAGGGUUUUGUCACUGAACAUAAUGGAUCUUAAUGUGUCUAUCAAAGUUUUAUAUAGGAGUAAACUUACUAAAUCCAAAGGUUCUAGUAUGUAUAUUGGAGGUUUUAGUAAAACAUUUUCAGGAUCCGAUUAUUUAUCCAUGGAUUAUUUAAUGUAUUUAGCUAAUAAGUGCAAUAGAGAUAAAGAGAUAGAUGGGCUUUUUUACCUGCUUCUAGCCUUUAGUUUGAAGGAUGGAUUAAGGAAGAAAGUUGGAGAGAAUGAUGUUGUCCAUUUGCAUGUAGUAGUUAAAAAUAGAGUAGUGAAUGUGUAUGUGCUUCACAGAUUUCUAAUUUCAUCCCAACCUAUUCCUGAAACUGAACUUGUAACCCCACAAAUUUCCAAUCCCAUCCCAACUAAGGUCAAUCAAACACACUUUUGCUGAGACUGUAUCUCAACCACCUCAAGCAUUGACUGCAAAUAAUGUUAUUACUUAGCUUAUUACAACUCACCGGUUAGAACGAAGGCAGUUAGUAUCUAAACAGUUAAUAUCUAGGUAGUUUAUGAUAUUAGACUUGAGAUGAAGUAAUGAAUUCCACCAAAAGACAUUUACUUUCAUUACUUUAAUGAGUGUCAUUGUGAAUACAUAGUCAAUACAUCAAAGCCUCUCUACUAAGAGGCAUUCUUACAGCAAAACAAAAAAGACAAAUUCUUCUUAAUGUGAAUUUCAGUUAGAACCCUUUUUCAUAGAGAAAUUAACGAGGAAAAGAGAAAAUGAAGAGAGAGAAAGAAAGUCUAAUGGAGAGAAGAGAAGAAAAAGAAUAGAUAAAGUACAGUCAAGUAGACAUUCAACGUAAUUUAUAAAUUUAAUGGCUGAAAUAAAUAAUAGGAUCCCUUUUAAAUUUAAAAUUGCAACCUAUGAUAGUGGGUGGUGGUAACUUGGAAACCAUUUCUUUACAAAUAAGCAUCAAAGGUUAACCCUUUGUAGAAUAAAAUAAAAGUUGACCUUUUAUUUGCAGACGAGCUAAAGAUUAGCCUUUUAGAUACAAUUUUUCCAAAACAAAAAUAUAAAAAACAAGUCCAAAAAUAUCAAUUGUUGCACAUUACUUCCAUCAUGCACACAACACAUUUUUCCAAUUAGAUAAAUUAGGUAAAGCAUAUGAUUAUUUAAAGACUUUGUCAUUUGUUAUAUUGGAAUUGGUAUUUGGUGUUGUCAAUAGUGGUUGACAUUUUGAGGUCCCUACAUUGACCACUCCACCACAAGCCUCCAACAAGCUCAUUUCCCUUUUUCUUUUCUUUUCCUUUUUGCUUGUCUAAAAUCUCAGAUCUUUGUUUUUAAAACUUCAAACCUAAAGGGGCAAACUGGGGGAGCAAUGGUUGCUGAGCCUUGGUUACUCAGAAUGGGGAAUGAGGUAAGUACCAAUCUCAAGAACUCCCUUAUUUUGAAUCAAACAAGUAAUAAAAAGAAAGAAAAACCCAAUAAAAUUCUUAAACAAACAAUUGGUAUCUUAUCAUUUGAGGUGGCAAAUGUAAUGUCUAAAUUGAUCCAUCUCCAUCAAUCAGUUUCUGAUCAAGAGAUAUCUAAGCUUAAAAAUGAGAUAAUUAAGUCAGAGGGUGUAAAGAAAUUAGUGUCUUGUGAUGAAUCUUAUCUCUUAGAGCUUGCUUAUGCUGAGAAAUUAGAUGAUUUAAAUAGGGUAGCUGAGGUAGUUUCUAGGUUAGGGAAGAAGUGUACUGAACCGGUCUUGCUGGGUUUUGAGCAUGUUUAUGGGGAUAUUAUUUCUGGGAAAAUUGAAAUAAAGGAAUAUGGUUUUUUGGUCAAGGAUAUGGAGGGUAUGAUUAGGAAGAUGGAGAGGUAUGUGGGUUUUACCGCUAAUUUGUAUGGUGAAUUAGAGGUGCUUGAUGAAUUGGAGAAGGUGAAUAAUAAGUGUCAAUUGAAUCAAAAUGGAGAGAGUUAUAGGGCAAUUCAGCAGAAAUUGUCUUGGAAGAAGCAAGAUGUGAGGCAUUUAAAGGAAAUUUCACUGUGGAAUCAGACCUAUGAUAAGGUUGUUGAGCUUUUGGCAAGGACUGUUUGUACCCUUUAUGCUAAAAUAUGUGUUGCCUUUGGCAAUAGAAAUUGUGGUAAGACCGAAAGUGUAAAGAGUAUUGGGAAGGUUGAGAGUAAGCAUAGUCUUAGGGUUAUAUCUUUGUCUAGUGAAAGGUGCGAAAAGAAGCUUCCGACUCAACUAAGUUUGAACAAAGGUGAGAUCGACUUAUUUGAUCUGCGCCGAGAUUUUGUUUAUCCUUGUGCUCCUAGCCCCGGAAGGAUUUUCAUGGAGUGCCUUAGUUUGAGUAGCUCAGCUUCAAGAGUUGAUGAUGAUGAAGAUGACUAUAGUUUUAGUGACCAGGAUAGACACGCCUCUGGGCAUUCUAUCAUGAAUGGCAUGGAGAGGGAGCAUUCUAUUGAUUCAAAAGUUGGAUUUUACAAUGGAGGGGAUCAAGGUAAGGUUUGCUACUCGAUGAGCGCCUCACGUUUUGGCCCCAAAAGUAGGCUUGGCACCCAUGCUACUCCGUCCACUGUUGGCGGCUCGGCUCUUGCUUUGCAUUAUGCUAAUGUCAUAAUAGUUAUAGAAAAGCUUCUCUGCUACCCACAUUUGGUGGGUGAUGAGGCCCGGGAUGAUUUGUAUGAAAUGUUGCCUUCUAGUUUGAGAAAGUCAUUGAGGAUGAAUCUCAAGUCACACUUCAAGAACUUAGCAAUAUUUGAUGGUGCAUUAGCUCAUGAUUGGAAGGAAAAACUUGACCAGAUAUUGAAGUGGCUAGCUCCUUUAGCUCAUAAUACGAUCAGAUGGCAAAGUGAGCGAAAUUUCGAGCAACAACAAAUCGUUAAAAGAACAAACGUUCUUUUACUGCAGACCCUUUAUUUUGCUGACAGGGAAAAAACAGAAUCAGCCGUUUGUGAUUUCUUGGUUGGCCUAAAUUAUAUCUGUCGUUACGAACACCAGCAAAAUGCUCUGUUGGAUUGUGCUAGUAGUUUUGACUUUGGUGAUUGGAGGGAGUGGCAACUGCAAUGCCAGACUUCUUGCCUCAUCUAAUAGGGCUCGAAUCUUAGCGACAUGAACGAAGUAAAUUGUAAAAGGACACAUAGAUCCAUCUCAAUGAAUGAAGUUCAAUCUCUCAAGCUAAGGAUUCGGUAUGAGGCUCAAGCUCGAAAAGACACGUUUUGAGGCGAUUCCUUUAGCGAGAAAGCGACAACCACUAGAAACUAUAGGUAUGACUUUUCCUUUCUUGGCAACAAUGACUUUUUGUUGUUAGUUAGCAUCUUGAUGUCUUCUUUUUUUCAUUGCUAUAGUUAACCUACCCCUCUAGUGAGUAGUGACGGCAAUAAACCUGCUCCGUAUGCAUUCACCAUGUCUUCUUGUGGAUUGUCACAUUAGAUGUUUGUAAUAAUUUGAUGAUCUACAUCUAAUAGUGUAGGUUGUGAAAAUAAUAUACUACUGACCUUAAAGCAUGGUUCUUUUCUUAAUUCCUUGGUGUAUCAUAAAGUAAUGGACAAAAUAGUACUAAAAAGACUGAUUUAUAGGAUUAUCUGUCUGGCUGGGAAUUGUUUUGGUCUGGAGGAUAUUUUAUAUUGAACAUAAUGGCCUGUUUGUACUGUUUUUUAGGGAUGUGGUGAUGUUAGAGGCAAGAACAUGUUUAUAUUGGUUCAUUAUCACUUUACUUUUUGCUUUAAAGUGUUUAUUUUAAAUCUUAUCAUGCAUCUACUACUAGAUUUAAUUAUUAGCUUAAUCAAUAAUUGCCUUGGAGGGGGCACGGGUAUGAUUUGCUUGCUACCCACCUUCCCUCCGAACCCUGACUUGUGCGGGAUACUGAGUUGAUGACUUUGACUCUGACACUUAAUUAAUAAUUGAAGGGUAAAUACUAGAUAGCGGAGGUUUGUACCGUUUCAGUUUGAGUGGGCCGUGCCUGUUCUGCUCUGUUCUGAUCUGUUCGGCUCACUUGCUGGCAUGGCCUGUGUACAUGUUUAUGAUCCAAGUAUUGGUGUGUGUUGAUGAUGUCGAAAAGUGAAAACGCAAAUGUGUUUGUGUUUUGACUACUGCGUGAAUGCGUGUACUACAUAGACAUUGUCUUCUUGUUUGUCUGUUGAUUCUUAUGAUUUGUGCACUGCAUUUUUCAUGUUCUUUACAGUGCUAUAUCUGUGACCUUUGUGUUGAUAUUAGCAGACAGCAUUGCAAGUUAUCGAAGUGUACCGAUAGUCACUAAAACUCGU
This is a messenger RNA of Amaranthus tricolor (Joseph's coat), 5023 nucleotides long. RefSeq lists its product as uncharacterized. Lineage: Eukaryota; Viridiplantae; Streptophyta; Magnoliopsida; Caryophyllales; Amaranthaceae. The record is from RefSeq and is a predicted model, not a curated record. Gene Ontology annotation, biological process: positive regulation of growth. The coding region runs from base 2154 to 3848 and encodes 564 amino acids. The transcript has 4 exons.